AUGCUUCCUGUGAGUGGCACAGCGACGAGGGACGGCAGCAGAAGCGGCAGUGACUUCAGUAUCGCGUUUGUCAAUGGACCGAUUACGUUCAGCAGCGAAGAGGGCGUGCUGUACGCGAGGCUUUUCCAUAUUGUGGAUACAGAUGCAGAUGGCUACAUUGGAGGGAUCGAAGGAGCGGCGUUUAUCCGCCGGGCGAGACUCGUGAAUGAUGCGAAUCGAGAAAUCUGGAGGCUGGCAAGUGGCGGAAAGUCGCAGGAGAAGCUGAACAAGGACUGCUGGUUUGUAGCGAUGAAGCUCGUGGCGUUGGUACAGAGUACCGGUAAAUGCCAAAUGCAGUGUCUCUACUUGGGAGAGACGAUGCCGCUCGCAAACUUCCAGCUCGAGCAGCCAGUGGACAAUGUGCUACCGGAAAAGACGAUGCCGGACUUUGAACGAUCUUUUGUCGUGUCUGUGAGCACUCCCGUGAUUGUUGGGUCAGGGUACUCUCGCUAUACACAGUAUGUGAUCUCAACGAAGACAAACUGCUUGCACUUUCCUUGUACUGCGGCGCAGGUCAAGCGCCGGUUUAGUGACUUUGAAUGGUUGCAUCAGCGGUUGUUAGUGCACUUUCGAGGUACCAUCAUACCGCCGCUGCCGGAGAAGCGCUGGACUGGAAACAUGGAUGCGACGUUUGUCGAAGAACGGCGCCAGGCUUUAGAGCACUUUAUUAAUGAAGUUUGCAGUCACGAAAAGCUUUCGCAAACGCUUGAGUUGCAGAUUGUCCUCACUGCUAGCACUGAGGGUCUCAUAGCUGGUAAAGAGCUGUUAAAGGUGGCCUCCCUUGCUGCCGCGUAUGUCCCUACACCUGCUUCUGUCAGCUCUUUGUGGGGCUGUUUGAAAGAUGGCGUGUUUCUAUCCUCAAAUAUGCAGCAAGUUGAGAUCAAGACCGAUGAUGACUACGCAAAGAUUGGCCAGCAUAUCAAUGAGUAUGAUAAGCGAAUUCGAGAGGUUACGCGCUGCUCCGAUGUUGUCUAUGCUGCUCAACGAAGCGAAGGGUAUGAAUUGUCGCGGUUUGGCACCUAUUUAUCGGCUCUGUCCGAGCAUGAGCAGAAAGAUUCGGACAUGAAGCAGCUCGCUGAGGUCGCUGGCGACCAUUUUGAGACCGUAUCAAAUAUCUAUCAAGAUCAGCUCGACAAGUUGCUGUCAAUGUAUGUGUCAAUCGUGAGGUACCAGGCGGGUAAAGUGGACGCUGUCAAGACUGUUAUGCACAAUCGCGAGUCAGCUAUCCAUGAGGUUCAACAAGCAAAUGCGAGCAUGCAACGCAACAAAGAGAGAUUUGCGGCUGCACGGGCGAGUAGUGGGGCAGCCGCAUCAGCCAUGCGAGCAGAGCAAAAAAUGGCUUCGGCGGAGGAUCGCAUGAACGAGGCUAAAGAGCAGGUCCAAUUUAUCGCGAACAGUCUGAAAGUGGAAUCAAAGCGGAUGGGUACCGGGAGGACUGCAAAUCUGAAGACAGCAUUGCUUUCGCUGGCAAAUUUGGAGCAUGAUUAUCACGUACAAUCCAAAGCAGCGUGGAAAGGUUUACGGUCGUUUCUCGAGUUGAGCGAAGUCGAGGUUGCUGCCAGUCAGCAGCGCGCUCGAGCCCCGAUUACGUAUAGAAGACCAGGCGAGAAAGACGUAGGUCAAAUCAUCGGUCUGUUGUAA
Peronospora matthiolae is the source of this 1680-nucleotide messenger RNA. Lineage: Eukaryota; Oomycota; Peronosporomycetes; Peronosporales; Peronosporaceae. The record is from the annotation of a GenBank genome assembly.